AUGGAUAACACGACCAUAUCUACAGCCAAUGCAGCCAUUGUGACCGUUUCUAUUCUAGAAUUUAUAAUGGGAGAAACUUUCAACGUGGGUAUCCUCGUGGUCAGCUCUGAAAACCUAAAAAGAGGAAACAACGUGGCUGAAUUAAUCUACUUUUUCAUGGGCUUUGCCAACAUAUUCAUCCAGGCCAUGCUGACCGUCCUGAAUCUGUUCUAUAACCACUGGCCUGAUUUGUUUAAUAAGAGGGAAGUUUAUUUGGCACUUUUCACGCUUUUUUCGUGUCUGAUGCAGUACAGCUCUUGGCUCACAGCCUGGCUUUGUGCCCAUUAUUGUAUCACAAUAGCCAACAUCAACCAUCCAGCUUUGGUGAGGCUGAAAAGAGUUCUCUCUUCUUUCCGGCUGCAUGUUUUCGUAAUGUCCAUAUUGCCAUUUGUACUUUGUCUUGUGCCUAUUUGGUUUGUUUCUGUGGCGUUAGAUGUGCAAUGCCCGGAUCUUUGUACCUUUUUGUCUACUUUUCAUGCCGUCCACGUGCUGAGCCCAGCUUACACUACUGUAAACCUUCUUGUCACUAGUAUUCUACCCUUUGCUCUAUCCUUUCUCUCUACUGGAAUCACAGCAUUUUCUCUGAUCAGACACAUGUGGAGAAUGAAGCAGAAGUCCUCUGGAAUGUUCCCACCCAACCUACAGGUGGUGAUCAAUGCUACAAAAACCAUGAUCCUGUUCCUUACUCUCUCUGUAAGCUUCUAUGUCUCUGAGCUGCUGAUAUUUUUAAUGACCAAGCUCGACAUCUCCCAAAUCCUAAGAGUGACAAGCUGGUUGGUGGUCAUGUCUUAUCCAACAGCCCAGGCCGCCAUCAUUAUCCAGGCCAAUUCCAAGAUGAAAACAUGGUUCCUAGGAAGGUUUUGUGCCUGGACUUUGGUGAAUAAAACCUGA
Rana temporaria (common frog) is the source of this 930-nucleotide messenger RNA. RefSeq names its product taste receptor type 2 member 40-like. Gene Ontology annotation, cellular component: membrane. The transcript has a single exon. Gene Ontology annotation, biological process: G protein-coupled receptor signaling pathway; sensory perception of taste; detection of chemical stimulus involved in sensory perception of bitter taste. The record is from RefSeq and is a predicted model, not a curated record. Gene Ontology annotation, molecular function: bitter taste receptor activity; G protein-coupled receptor activity. Lineage: Eukaryota; Metazoa; Chordata; Amphibia; Anura; Ranidae. The coding region runs from base 1 to 930 and encodes 309 amino acids.